AUGUUCAUGGAUAGAGGAACUUCGGAUGCCGACUUGUGGACGCUAUCCCAAGGACCGAAUGAACCGCUUCGGGAUUACAUGGCAAGGUUCAAGGCGGUCGUAUCCAAAGUAGAUGGAAUCAGCGACAAGGCCGCACUCGAAGCUCUGAAGCGGUCCUUGUGGUACAAAUCUGAAUUCCGAUGGGAAAUGGCCCUCAACACGCCACAAACGAUUCAAGAUGCCUUACAUCUGUCGUCAGAUUUUGUCGUGAACGAAGAAGAGAUGAAAAAUCUGGACGAGCAGUACGAAGCGACGAAAGCAGCGAUACGGAGCUCAAUCUUGACGCGCCCCUCGAAGAAAGGCAACCCAUCAAACAACGCAACGACGCAGAGCUCGGACGAACCAAGAAGAGGAGGUGCCCACAACUACGAAGUUGGCGCUGGACGAGGAAGAGGAGAGCCGCGCAGCAACACUUGGGUAAGAAGACCCACCAACUAUGACGAAAAGGCGUUCUCAGGAGAGCUCCCGAACACGGUGAAUCUUAAAGACGACGUCCCUAAUGAGCCAAAAGAGGGAGCCGAGCCGAGCGGCACGGCAAAACCCGCAAAUCCUCCCCGACAAGACGAUAACACCAAGCGCGAGAGGAGAGGCGAACCCGAAGAGCGACCCGAGCCGAGACAAAGGAUCAACAUGAUCAUGGUGUCUUCCAUCAAGGCUUAUCAGCGCCGAGCCGAAGCGAAGGAAAAUUGGACAGAACCGACCGAUAUUCCGAAUACGGUGAUCUCCUUCGCCGAAGAGGAAAUGGCAGGGAUAGAUAGACUGCACAACGAUCCACUAGUGAUCGAAUUGACGAUCAGAGACCACGAUGUAGCAAGAGUGCUCAUCGAUACUGGGAGCUCGGUAAACAUCAUUUUUAGGGAGACACUCAGAAGGAUGGGAAUCGAUCUCUCCGAGGUGACGGCGAUCCCCAAACCUCUAACCGGAUUUUCUGGAGAAACAACGAUAACUAUAGGCACAAAUAGGCUCCCUGUGGUAGCAGGCGGGGUCACUAGGAUCGUCGAAUUCUGCGUCACCAAUCACCUAGCAAUCUACAAUGUGAUUAUGAGAACUCCAUGGAUCUAUGCGAUGAGGGCUGUCCCUUCCACCUAUCACCUCUGCCUCAAAUUCUCGACUCCAGCUGGCAUCAAAACAAUUUGGGGAAACCUGAGGGAGUCACGAAUGUGUUGCUUGACGGAGUACAAGUUGAGGAACCCCGUCACCGAUGCACGAGCAGACGUAGAUCGCAAAAAGCUGAAGACGGACCGAGAGCCUGCGAACGAGCUCUCGAAACUCUUAUAG
Molecule: messenger RNA, 1317 nt
Organism: Eutrema salsugineum
Lineage: Eukaryota; Viridiplantae; Streptophyta; Magnoliopsida; Brassicales; Brassicaceae
Exons: 2
Coding region: 1-1317 (438 amino acids)
Source: RefSeq, a predicted model, not a curated record